GACCUGUCAUCUUCCGCUGUAACAGGUGAGGGCUGAACUUCUCCAGACCUCCUCGGGCUACUCCACAGUCAUAGAAGAGCUUUAAUCAUGGCCGUAAACGUCCAAGAAAACAUAUAUGAACAAAUAGAAGAGACAAAAGAAAACAUAUAUGAAAAGCCAUAUAAUCCAGAGCCGAAAUAUGAGAAUCAAGGCGCGAGUCAGGAAAUUCUAGAGGAACCGCUGUACAGCACGGUCAAUCACCCGUCUCCAGACUACAUGAAUACGAGAAGAACAUCUCAAGAGGAACAACAAGAAGAAGAACAGCCUUCACCCACAAAUGAACCAGGAGAGCAGCUCGAAAGCGAGAUCAUGGUGGCCUCUCUGUCAAAUGGAGAUGUUUACGAAUCUUCAUCUUUAGAGGAAACGGGAGACCCGUGUGAUGACCAGCCCUCAUUGGUCCACGAAGACCUGUUCAUGGCGUACAGUCUCCCAGAAGACGGAUCUCCAGAACCUGAGGAGGUAGUUGACUACAGCCUGAAGGAGGUGGAGAACAACGUCGUGGAAGAGCCAGCCGCAGUUCCUGACCCGGAUCAACCUAAUAUUGCGCUUUUUGUCAAGGCUGGUUGUGAUGGCGAGAGCAUCGGAAACUGUCCAUUCUCCCAACGCCUCUUCAUGAUCCUCUGGCUCAAAGGUGUGGUCUUCAACGUCACCACUGUUGACCUGAAGAGGAAACCAGCAGAUUUGCACAAUUUGGCUCCCGGCACUCACCCUCCUUUCUUGACCUUCAACGGUGAGGUGAAGACAGACAUUAACAAGAUUGAGGAGUUUCUGGAGGGGGUUUUGGCUCCACCAAAGUACCCCAAACUUGCAGCCAGUCACAGGGAGUCAAACACAGCUGGGAAUAACAUAUUUGCAAAGUUCUCAGCUUUCAUAAAAAACACUAAGCCAGAUGCGAAUGAAGCUCUGCAGAAGGGUUUGACAAAAGCACUUACGAAGCUGGACGAGUACCUGAACAAUCCUUUGCCUGAAGAGGUAGAUGCUGACAGCAUGGAGGAGGAGAAGGUCUCCAACCGCAAGUUCCUGGACGGGGAUGAUCUGACUCUGGCAGACUGCAAUCUGCUGCCAAAGCUCCACAUAGUGAAGGUUGUUGCCAAGAAAUAUCGGAAUUACGACAUUCCAAGUGAUUUGACAGGCGUGUGGCGUUACCUGAACAAUGCGUAUGAACAAGAAGAGUUCACCAACACCUGUGCUGCCGACAACGAGAUCGAAUUAGCAUAUAAGGAUGUGGCUAAAAGGCUAACUAAGUAAACAGAUGAACAAAUUUGACACAAAUAGACUUGGGGUAGCUCAUUUCUUGGGGAAGAGAUGAUGUUUUCCAUGUAAUUCAAAGCUGUUGAUCCCAAACUACAAGUUAGUAGUUUCAUUCAUCAAGUAUCCUAAAUAAUCAAUAAGGACUGGUACUCUGAUAUUACUAUUAUGAAAUAUGAAUAUAAAAUAUCAGCUCAUAUUCGCCAGCUCUCACUCAUCUCAUAUAAACAUUGUCCCAAGUGACUUUCUAUUGUAUCUCUAUUUAAAGAGACUUCACACUA
Messenger RNA from Carassius auratus (goldfish), 1568 nucleotides. RefSeq names its product chloride intracellular channel protein 5-like. Bases 88 to 1287 code for a protein of 399 amino acids. The transcript is spliced from 6 exons. Lineage: Eukaryota; Metazoa; Chordata; Actinopteri; Cypriniformes; Cyprinidae. The record is from RefSeq and is a predicted model, not a curated record.